CUAGAUAUUCACAUUCCACGAUUCCCUUUCCCUUCUCAAAUAUAUCCCAUUUAUAACUGUUGAACAAAAUCAAUUUUCUCCCUUUACUUAUGAAACAUUUGACCUUUCUUUCUUCCUGUCUCGACAAUCUGGGUGGUGGCAUAAUUCAGAAGAAAGAGUGAUGGAAUGGAUUAUGGGUGUGUGUGUUCUGAUUGGCAUCUUGUUCAUGAGUUGGUGGUUUGUAUGGAACAAGAAGAAUGAUGUGGCAAAGGGCAAAAUUCCGAAAGGAAACUCGGGUUGGCCUUUACUCGGAGAGACCCUUGAUUACAUUGCUUCUGGCUACUCUUCAAACCCUGUUAGCUUCUUGGAAAAACGCAAAUCUUUAUACGGAAAUGUGUUUAAGACACGAAUUUUGGGAAGCAAUUUGAUAGUGUCGACGGAGCCAGAAGUGAACAAGGUGAUUCUGCAGAACCAGGCGAACUUCAUCCCCGCUUAUCCAAAGUCAAUUAGAGAAUUAAUGGGAGAACAAUCCAUACUCAAAAUGAACUCCACCACGCACAAGAAAGUGCACACACUCAUCGCAGGCUUCCUCCGAUCCCCACAAUGCAAAGCUCGAAUCACCAAAGACAUUGAACUCACUGUCAAACAAUGCCUCGCUUCUUGGACCCACCAAAUACAACCUAUAUAUGUUCAAGAUCAAGUCAAAAAGAUUACGUUUCCUGUUUUGGUCAAAGUUCUCAUGAGCGUUGGUCCUGGUGAAGAUUUGGAUUUCCUCUAUAGAGAGUUUGCACAAUUCAUCAAAGGCUUGAUUUGCAUACCCCUCAAAUUUCCCGGAACAACACUAUAUAAAUCCUUGAAGGCUAAAGAACGGAUGGUGAAGAUGGUGAGGAAGAUAGUAGAGGAGAGGAAGAAGGUAGUCACGGAUAACAAUGGUGAUGUAGCAGUGAAUGAUGUGGUGGACGUUCUAUUACGGGAUAAGGGUGAGGCAAACUCAAGCUCACGUUUGAGUCCAGAAAUGAUUAGCCAAAACAUCAUAGAGAUGAUGAUACCAGGGGAGGAGACUCUCCCUACGGCUAUGACCACCGUCAUCAAGUUCCUCACUGAUUCCCCUCUCGCUCUAUACAGACUUCAGGAGGAGAACAUGGAACUGAAGAAGCUGAAGGCUAAUUCCUCAGAUGAUUAUACAUGGAGUGAUUACAUGUCACUGCCAUUUACUCAAAAUGUCAUUAGUGAAACUCUUAGAAUGGCCAAUAUUGUGAAUGGCAUUUGGAGGAAAUCGGUCCAAGACAUAGAAAUCAAAGGGUACCUAAUUCCGAAGGAUUGGGGUAUUAUGGCAUCUCUUACUUCUGUUCACAUGGACAACAAGAACUAUGAAAACCCUUAUAACUUCAAUCCAUGGAGAUGGGAGAAAAUUGGAGUUGUGGCUAGUAACAACCACUAUGCCCCAUUUGGCGGUGGACCUAGACUGUGCCCUGGAUUAGAACUCUCUAGGCUAGAGCUCGCUAUUUUCCUUCACCAUCUUGUUACUACUUACAGUUGGGUCGCUGAGAAGGAUGAAAUAGUCUACUUUCCAACAGUCAAGAUGAAGAGAAAGCUUCCAAUUAGUGUUCAACCCCUUAACGCUUGAUUGGAUUACACCGUCAAGAAGUUGAUGGAGUAGCUUAUAGAAAUAAAAGGGUUGCAGCCACUCUGAUUUUAAAUUA
Molecule: messenger RNA, 1682 nt
Organism: Cajanus cajan (pigeon pea)
Lineage: Eukaryota; Viridiplantae; Streptophyta; Magnoliopsida; Fabales; Fabaceae
Gene: ROT3
Product: Cytochrome P450 superfamily protein
Biological process (GO): sterol metabolic process; multicellular organism development; brassinosteroid homeostasis
Molecular function (GO): oxidoreductase activity, acting on paired donors, with incorporation or reduction of molecular oxygen, NAD(P)H as one donor, and incorporation of one atom of oxygen; iron ion binding; heme binding
Source: RefSeq, a predicted model, not a curated record